Symbiodinium necroappetens is the source of this 1077-nucleotide messenger RNA. The record is from the annotation of a GenBank genome assembly. Lineage: Eukaryota; Dinophyceae; Suessiales; Symbiodiniaceae.
AUGGGGUUCCAAGAGGACCAUUUUUGGACCAACAUUCGGAUAAUGCUUUGCGUCGCUUGCUGCGCCUUCGGGUGUUAUGCGCAGUUCGUGCUGAAAUUUCCAAAGGACAGAUUGAUGAUCGGUGUCUGUGUUGCUGGCUACUUUUUCUUUACUGGCCUCGUGACGCUGAUAGACAUGCUUGUCAUCAAGACAUCAGUCAUUUGCAUAAAGGUCAGUGGUCAGACAGUCUUUGUUGACGUGACCAUGCAGCCGUUCUCGCACGAGAUGACAAUUGGUUUGAGGAAUCAUAUUGGCUUGAAAAAGGACACGCCGAUCUCGCACAAGACCUCGGUCGGGGAAUACUUCGAUAGCGACGGCUACUUGGGCCAAGAGGAGAUCCUCGCCGCCUUCAUGAAGCUGGUCAAGCGCUUUGAAAAAGAGCACGACGGCAGAGAGGCAACGUGUGCUGAGUGCUUCCAGUGCCAGCCACUGGCCACGUUGUGGGCUGGUGGUUUUGAGGUAGUCUUCACGGCGCCAGUGCCAGAUCCACAUCGGAUCCUUGGUGUUCCCCGAGGAGCGUCCCAUGGGGAAAUCCGACAAGCUUACCUGCAGAAGGCCAAGCAGCUGCAUCCUGACACGAGUCAAGUGCCAGAUUCACACUUAGCGUUUCAGCAGCUGCAAGCAGCAUACAAGGAAUUGUCAGAUGGUCGGAGUGAGCCGUUCCGGGUACCAAGUGAGGCCUCCAGACCGACGGAAGGCUCUUCUCAUGGUUUCAAUGCCAGGCAUGGCUUUCCCGGUUCCGGGCCGUAUUACUCGCAGUACACACGUGCAUCGACGUCUCCGCCGAAGUCGACGUGGGAGUUGCUGCGGGAGGGAAGAGCUUGGAGGCGUGGCGGGCUGGUCCACCGCAGCGUGGCACGCUUCACUGUGAACCUGCUGGGAUGCUGGCCGCUUUGGCUUCUUUGCAGUGCGGCCUUCUUGGCAUCUCGUGGAAGGUCUUCCUUCGGGGGGCUCCAAUACGAUGCUGAGGGCCAGGCGUACGUCAGAAGCGGAGGGAGCUUCAGACGAGUUCCGCAAUACGAUGACAUUCCUGAUUGA